AUGAAGUUGUUAGUGAACAUAAAAGUUAACGGUUCGUGUGCCACAAAAGUUUCUUUUAUAGAGUACACGGACAACCAGAGGGUGAUUAUCCACGUGCGAGACGUCAACGACGAACCACCCUACUUCAUCAACAGGCCUUUGCCCAUGCAGGCGGUAGUGCAACUCAAUGCUCCCCCGAACACGCCCGUUUUCACCCUACAGGCUCGUGACCCCGAUACGGACCAUAACAUUCACUACUUUAUUGUCAGGGACAGAACCGGUGGCAGGUUCGAGGUUGACGAACGAUCGGGAGUGGUCCGUACAAGAGGUACCGAUCUUUUCCAGCUAGAUAUGGAAUAUGUGCUGUACGUUAAAGCCGAAGACCAAAAUGGCCGUUUGGAUGAAAGAAGGUUCCAAAGUACUCCUGAAGAAAGACUGUCGAUUGUCGGAGGAAAGAGGGCGCCUCAGUUUUAUAUGCCAAGUUAUGAAGCUGAAAUACCAGAAAAUCAAAAGAAAGAUUCUGACAUAAUAUCAGUAAAAGCAAAAUCAUUCGCUGACCGAGAAAUACGCUACACUCUCAAAGCUCAAGGACAAGGCGCUGGAACUUUUAACAUUGGUCCCACCUCUGGCAUCGUGAAGUUAGCUAAAGAACUAGAUUUUGAAGAUUUGAGACAGCCACAUGUGUACUCAUUGGUAGUAACUGCUACUGAAGACUCGGGAGGAUUUUCUACAUCUGUUGAGCUGACCAUUCGAGUAACAGACGUAAACGACAAUGCCCCAAAAUUCGAACUACCCGAUUAUCAAGCCCACAACGUCGACGAAGAUCUUCCACCUGGAACAAGUAUCCUAAAAGUAAAAGCUAUGGAUUCAGACAGUGGCACCAACGCCGAAAUAGAGUACUUGGUUUCAGAUGACCACUUUAGUGUUGAUCCGACUGGUAUAAUCUCGAAUAACAAACAGCUAGACGCAGAUAACAACAACGCCUAUUACGAAUUUGUCGUCACCGCUAAAGAUAAAGGUGAGCCAGCAAAAACCGGAACAGCUACCGUUCGAGUUUACACAAAAAAUAAAAACGAUGAAGAGCCGAAAUUUUCACAGCAAGUGUAUACUCCGAACGUUGACGAGAACGCUGGACCGAAUACGUUAGUCACUACUGUAGUGGCUUCAGAUAAAGACGGUGAUAACGUUAGGUUUGGUUUUGUUGGUGGAGGCACAAGCUCAGGACAGUUCGUAAUUGAAGAAAUUACUGGCGUAAUCCGUCUUCACAAUAAAGCCAUUUCUUUGGAUAGGGAUAAAUAUGAACUGAACGUAACAGCCAUGGAUGACGGAGCUUGUUGUCCAAACGGAGAUACAACCAUUCAUACCAGUACAGCUGUCGUUGUUGUCUUCAUUACAGAUGUCAACGACAAUAAACCUAUCUUUAAAGAUUGCGGUACUUACUACCCCAAAGUAGAAGAAGGUGCACCAAACGGAUCUCCUGUCAUUAAAGUCCAUGCCACUGAUGAAGAUAAGGGUGUAAAUGGACAAGUUAAAUAUUCUAUAGUCCAGCAACCGAAUCAAAAGGGCACGAAAUUUACUGUUGAUGAAGAAACGGGUGAGGUAUCGACUAAUAAAGUUUUCGAUCGGGAGGGAGACGAUGGAAAGUUUGUUUCUGUGACUGUAAAGGCAACUGAUCAAGGGGAGCCAUCUUUAGAAGGCGUUUGUUCGUUCACAGUAGAAAUAACAGAUGUUAACGAUAAUCCGCCUCUGUUUGACAGACAAAAAUAUGUCGAAAACGUAAAACAAGACGCCAGUAUAGGUACCAACAUCCUCCGAGUCUCUGCCUCAGACGAAGACGCCGACAACAACGGCGCCAUAGUCUACACCUUAAAUGCUGGUUCCAACGCUGCCGACCUGGAGUAUUUCGAAAUUCAGCCGGAGUCAGGUUGGAUAGUGCUCAAGAAGCCCUUGGACGUAAGUACUAGGCAAAUCAUCGCGAAACGCGUUAGGACAGCUAAAAUGUAUGCAUGGGUGAGUGAGUGGGUUGGAUCAUUGACGUUUCAGGUUAUUCUGAGGAUGGAUCUCCAUGGAAAUUAG
This is a messenger RNA of Diabrotica balteata, 2055 nucleotides long. The record is from the annotation of a GenBank genome assembly. NCBI's taxonomy places the organism in Eukaryota, Metazoa, Arthropoda, Insecta, Coleoptera, Chrysomelidae.